AUGAAUCAAGUCUUCAAACUCUUCCUUCAACGCUUUGUUUUAGUCUUCUUCGACGACAUAUUGGUGUAUAGCACGACAGAGGAGGAGCACUGUCAUCACUUGCGGUUAGUCUUUGCAAAACUCGCUGCUAAUGACCUGUAGGUCAACCUCAAGAAAUGCAUCUUCGGCGAAGAACGCAUCAUGUCUUUAGGGCACAUCAUCUCCACUGACGGGGUGACUAUGGAUGUAGAGAAGAUCACAGUAGUCACCAGCUGGCCAUCUCCAAUGACCCUUAGAGAACUUUGGGGAUUCUUGGGUCUCACCGGCUAUUACCACCGAUUCAUCAUAGGAUAUGGGAACCUGACAUGGCCGUUGACGCAGCAGCUGAAAUGCGACGCGUUUCAUUGGAGCUCCGACGCAGAGGCCGCAUUCCAACAACUCAAGGAGUAA
Messenger RNA from Spirodela intermedia, 429 nucleotides. Lineage: Eukaryota; Viridiplantae; Streptophyta; Magnoliopsida; Alismatales; Araceae. The record is from the annotation of a GenBank genome assembly.